Bombus pyrosoma is the source of this 1500-nucleotide messenger RNA. RefSeq names its product venom acid phosphatase Acph-1-like. The transcript is spliced from 8 exons. Bases 249 to 1331 code for a protein of 360 amino acids. NCBI's taxonomy places the organism in Eukaryota, Metazoa, Arthropoda, Insecta, Hymenoptera, Apidae. Gene Ontology annotation, biological process: dephosphorylation. Gene Ontology annotation, molecular function: phosphatase activity. The record is from RefSeq and is a predicted model, not a curated record.
AAAGUGGACAAGACUAAGGUGAAAAUAUUUCCUAAAAAUCAAUAGAGUGUUACAGUGUACAAUACUCUUCUAAGUAUAUUUAUUAAUUUCUUUAAAUUUUUUAAUCGGACUUUUUGGCAAAUUAUCUUGUGGUAAAUAAUACGACUAUCUUCAAUGAUAAUUCGUGUGACGCACCAAUGAAAUUUCGUAGUAUGAACGAUUGAGUUCACCAAAAUAGAAUUACAGUCAGCGAGAUUUGUUCCAGAAACAUGGAUAUUAAAUGGAUCACAAAGAUCAUCAUUUGCGUCCUUUAUUGUCAAGCAUCUUGGGCCGAGCUGAGGCUCAUACAAACGAUAUUUAGACAUGGAAACAGAAUGCCAUCGAAUAUCAAAUACUAUCCGAACGAUCCUUACGUUAACUACACCUACGAACCAGCAGGACGAGGAGGUUUAACAAACGUUGGUAAACUGUCCUUGUACAAACUUGGCCAAUAUUUUCGUGAAAGAUACGACCAAUUUUUAGGGCGAAUUUACACUUCAAAAGAUAUUUGGUUCCGUGCCGAUGAGGUAGAGAGAGUCGUAAUGAGUGGACAACUAGUAGCAGCUGGAUUAUAUCCUCCGUGUGAAGAACAAAGGUGGGAUUCUAAUUUAAAUUGGCAACCGAUACCUGUAUGGACACCGCUGAAUUCGAGCGAUUGCCUGUAUAAUGGGCAAUUUUUAACAAAUUUCUAUACAUGGAGAAAUAACGUGGAGAAAACAGAUGAGACUACAGUGCAAUUUCAAAAACAGAAUAAAGAUGUUUAUAGGUAUUUAUCUGAACAUACGGGUGGUAAUAUCACACAAUCUAGAACGUUCAACUUACGUCAAUUCUUGUACGCACAGCAAGAUAUUGGUUUAAAAUUACCCGAAUGGACAAAAUCUGUUUUUCCACAUGGAAAGCUAGAUGAGUUAGCUGUAAACGAUAUUUACAUUCGGACUCGUACUCCACAAAUGAAGCAAUUAUUAGCUGGAAUGUGGAUUCGCGAAUGGCUAAAUCAUGUUGAUGAUCAUUUAAAUAAGAAUGAUACACGAAAAGCAUUUAUGUAUGCCGCACAUGAUCUAAAUAUUGCUUACAUACUUGCAGCACUAGACAAUUUUGAUAACGAAAUUCCUUACUAUGGUAGUACUCUGAUAUUUGAAUUGCAUGAAGAGGAUAACGAAUAUUAUAUUCAGAUGCUUUAUAGAAACAAGGAAAAUAUUCAAUUACUCAAAUUCCCUAAUUGUGAUGACAAAAUGUGUCCAUUGGAUAAGUUCAAAAAAUUUGUAAUGCCUAUAAUACCGACAAAUCUGGAAGAAAUAUGUGGACAGGAAUAAAAAAGUAAAGUAAUAAACCAAUGCUAAAUGGAUUGAUAAAAUGAUUUCUAUAAUAUUCUACUAUUUACUCAUAUAAAUUCAAUAAUAAAUAUUAAAACAGUGUUUAUUAAAAACAUGUCAUAUGUACUACAACUGCUCAUUAAAAUCUGAAACUUAGACUACCUAUAAA